Messenger RNA from Malania oleifera, 981 nucleotides. Its product is annotated as calcium-binding protein KIC-like. The transcript has a single exon. Lineage: Eukaryota; Viridiplantae; Streptophyta; Magnoliopsida; Santalales; Ximeniaceae. The record is from RefSeq and is a predicted model, not a curated record. The coding region runs from base 427 to 804 and encodes 125 amino acids. Gene Ontology annotation, molecular function: calcium ion binding.
CCUUUGGCCCAUCAUUCGCCCGAUGCUUCUCCCAUUUUAUGAUAAAUCAACAUCCAACAGUCCAUUCCGAUCCACGUCACCCUGGUCCAUCUAAUAAUGAACUAUGAUUUAUGAAUGAAUUUCGGAACUUCCCAGCUGGACAGCUCGCCUCAAGAUCACGUAGAAACCAACAAAACUUUCCACCCCUAUAAAUUAGAAGGCCAUUCCCAUCAGUACUCGCACCUGCAGAUAUAUAUCGAUCAUAUGCUCCUUCGAACUGUUCGCGAUAUGGGUCUUCGUAGGUUUUGAAUAUAUCUGUAUAUAUGUGUUUUGCAUGUGUGUGUUUAAUUUUGCAGGCGAAGUUGAUUUGAAACUUCCGAGCUAGCUUCAAUAUAUAUAUUAAUUGUUUGUUGGGAGUAAUACUCACACGUACGUACAAGCUAGGGGAUGGAAAAUGGUGGGAGUAGCAGUACCACGGAUGCUGCGAAAACAGUUGAGGAGACGAGAGAGUACUAUGAGGAUUUGCUGCCGGUGAUGGCGGAUAAGCUGAACGUGGAGGGGUUUGUGUCGGAGCUGUGCGGGGGGUUCCGGCUGCUGGCGGACGGGGAGAGGGGGCUGAUAACACCGGAGAGUCUGAGGAGGAAUGCAGGGGUAUUGGGGAUGGAGGGAAUGAGCAGAGAGGAAUCGGAGGAGAUGGUGAGAGAAGGGGAUCUGGAUGGAGACGGGGCGCUGGAUGAGACUGAGUUUUGCAUACUCAUGGUCAGGCUCAGCCCCGAAAUGAUGCAGGACGCCGAGGCGUGGCUUCAGAAAGCUCUUUCAUCCUAGAUUUAAAAAACGUACACAGGCAAUAUAUAUCAUCCGAUCCUGGUGUGCUACCUUUGGUUAAUUAUAAUUAAUAAUAAUCGAUCAAUGAAUAAGGUAGCUUCUUUUUUUUUUUUAAAUAUGUAUGUAGAUUUUAAUUAAUUUUUUCACCAUCAUCUUAUAUAGUUAAUUAUUACUCGA